Hyaloscypha bicolor E is the source of this 1281-nucleotide messenger RNA. RefSeq lists its product as uncharacterized. Gene Ontology annotation, molecular function: DNA binding. Bases 1 to 1281 code for a protein of 426 amino acids. The record is from RefSeq and is a predicted model, not a curated record. The transcript is spliced from 2 exons. NCBI's taxonomy places the organism in Eukaryota, Fungi, Ascomycota, Leotiomycetes, Helotiales, Hyaloscyphaceae.
AUGUCACCGAGGAAGGGUAUCGCCGUCAAGAGGAAAGCUCCCGCAAAAGGAGACACUGCGAAGAUGCCACCUGCAUCGAUGGAUGCUCCAAAGAGAGGUCUCGGUCGCCCCGCGAAUGAACCCAUCAAUGAGGAUUCGGAUGAGGAGGAACCAGCGAAGAAAAGUCGUGGUCGUCCCAAGAAAACGACAUCUAAGAAGGAUACAAUCGAUGAAGAUGCCAUGGAGGUUGAUAGCGUGGAUAGCGUCUUUGGGUCUGCCACGAAGGAAGCAGGUCGUCCCCUGGAAAAGAACGCCAAAGCAGCUCUUCCGAAGGCUUCGGAGGAGGAGGAGGAGGAUAUCGUCGAGCCACCGACCACAAAGAGAGGUCCUGGCCGCCCUCCUAAGAAAGCAGCCAUGCCAGCUCUUCCCGAGUCAGAUGCCGAGGAGAACAUGGAGACACCAACGAAAAAUCCCGGUCCAGGUCGCCCUCCCAAGAAAGCUCAAUCUUCUGGGCCGUCUGGCGGAUGGAUCUACGUCAAAGAUAAAGGCACUGCAGUUGAGUCGUCUGUCGUCCAUGCAGGAUUCCCCUGGGUUUCGACCUUCACUCUCGGCAAAGAUGACUUAAUCAAAUACCGCACACACGCCCACCGCAUCGCCUUCCUCAUCCUCUCCGGCAAGGCUACCUUCUUCCAAAAGGCCAAAUCCGACAUUGCCGACCGCGCCCUCUGCGGCAUCCACGACAAGCAGAACGAGAUAUUCGACAUUGCCAAAAACACCACGUAUCGUACUCAGCUGCUUUCGAAGACUUGCAAGGUGGUAGAGGGUCAUGAGGCGCUUGAUCAGGUGACGAGAGAUCGUUGGAUCAUCAGUGGAGAUAUCAAGUGGGACAAUGGUGUCAACUCUGAUGUUGUGGGGAAAGUUGUGAAGAAAGUUGUCGAUGAUGGGAAUGUGACUGCCAAGGUUCUAGCUGCGCAUCGGGCGCAGGAAGAUGAGAGGUCUCGCUUGGCUGUGGAAGCUGAAGCUGAGGAUCAGGAUGGAGAUGGGGAAGAGGAGCUAGUUACGCCGAGCUUCAAACAUGGUGGGAGUAGAAAUGGCGAAGAUUACAACAGUCUGUACGACGCGGAGAGCCAGAAGGCGAAGGAGGAGCACCCUGAGACCGACUACGGUGGCCCGAAUUCUGACGUUCCAAAGAACAAAAUGGAUCCCGGUGACGAUGGGGAAGAACAUCAGACAAAGGAGACUCCGAAGAAGAAGAGGAAGGGCCAGAGUGGAAAGGGCAGAGAGAAGCUUCCAAACAAGUGA